Cannabis sativa is the source of this 2365-nucleotide messenger RNA. Its product is annotated as probable metal-nicotianamine transporter YSL7. Lineage: Eukaryota; Viridiplantae; Streptophyta; Magnoliopsida; Rosales; Cannabaceae. Bases 94 to 2235 code for a protein of 713 amino acids. Gene Ontology annotation, molecular function: oligopeptide transmembrane transporter activity. The transcript is spliced from 6 exons. The record is from RefSeq and is a predicted model, not a curated record. Gene Ontology annotation, cellular component: membrane.
ACAUAUAAAAAAAGGAAAAAACCCACAGUGAGAGAGAGAUAAGCUUAAGUUAGCUACGUCUACGUUAAUAUUUCUCAUCUCAAGAAAGAAAUCAUGGAAAGAAACCGCGGGGAAAGUAGUAGUAGGAGGGCAAGAUUCGAAGAAGAAGAAUCAGAAGAAAGAAACAAUAACAGUAAUGAGUUUGAUGAUCAGAGGGAGAACAACGUACUCUCUUCGGUGGAGGAGGCUUUCACGAACACAGAGGUUCCCUCAUGGAACAACCAGAUCACGUACAGAGCUAUGGUCACAGCCUUCGUACUCAGCGUCCUCUUUAACUUUGUCGUCUGUAAACUCAACCUCACCACCGGAGUCAUUCCCUCUCUCAACAUCACCGCCGGAUUGUUGGGUUUCGUCGUCGUUAAGGCCUACACCACUCUCCUUCAAAAAUUCCGUCUCUUGAAACAACCCUUCACUCGCCAAGAAAAUACUGUUAUCCAAACUUGCGUUGUUGCCUCCUCUGGAAUCGCUUUUAGUAGUGGCACUGCUAGCUAUCUACUGGCUAUGAGUAAGAGCAUAGCUGCCCAAGGAGAUGAAGGUAACAGUACUCCAAAUAAUGUCAAGAAUCUCUCACUUGGGUGGAUGAUUGGAUUUCUUUUUGUUGUCAGCUUUAUUGGUUUGUUCUCUAUCGUGCCCCUCAGAAAGGUGAUGAUUAUGAAGUACAAGUUAACGUACCCAAGUGGAACUGCAACGGCGUAUCUCAUCAACAGCUUUCACACCCCCAAAGGAGCUAAGCUUGCAAAGAAGCAAGUUUGGGUUCUUUUUAAGCUGUUCGGUUGUAGCUUUGCAUCUGCAUUUUUCCAGUGGUUUUUUUCAGCUGGUGAUGGCUGUGGAUUUUCCAAUUUUCCAACAUUCGGCCUCCAAGCCUAUGCUCAAAGGUUCUACUUUGAUUUUUCAUUGACUUAUGUUGGUGUUGGAUUAAUCUGCCCAUACAUGGUAAAUGCAUCUUUGCUUAUUGGAGCUAUAAUUUCAUGGGGAAUCAUGUGGCCUCUAAUUGAGCUAAACAAAGGCAUUUGGUAUCGUUCUGAUUUAUCUCCUACAAGUCUCCACGGCAUCCAAGGAUACAGGGUUUUCAUUGCCAUAGCUAUGAUGCUUGGAGAUGGUAUAUUUCACAUCUGUUACAUGUUAUACAAAACAAUAAACAGUCUAACCAAACAAUACCAACACUCAAAAAAGAAAGAAGAUGAAGAUCAUCAUCAUCAUCAACAAGUAGAUGGAGAAAUAACUAACCUGUCACCGGAAAAUUACGAUGAACAGAGGCGAAAUGAGUACUUCUUAAGAGACGAAAUCCCCACAUGGCAAGCAUUCCUAGGUUACGACAUCUUAGCCUUCAUCUCAAUCCUCGCCGUCCCCCUCAUCUUUCCCCAGCUUAAAUGGUAUCAUGUCCUCAUGGCCUACAUCAUCGCACCACUCCUCGCUUUCUGCAACGCCUACGCCUGUGGCCUUACAGAUUGGUCACUCGCUUCAAACUACGGCAAAUUAGCCAUUAUUGUAUUCAGCGCCUGGAUCGGCCUUGAAAACGGCGGCGUAGUGGCUGGCUUAGCUUCAUGUGGUGUGAUGAUGAGUAUUGUCUCUACAGCUUCAGAUCUGAUGCAGGAUUUCAAAACAGGGUACCUAACCCUAGCUUCACCUCGCUCGAUGUUUUUCAGUCAAGCUUUGGGAACAGCCAUGGGUUGCAUAAUCUCGCCCCUAAUUUUCUGGUUCUUCUACAAGGCUUACGACAUUGGCCAACCAGGGAGUUCGUACCCAGCCCCGUACGGAGUAAUGUACCGAGGAAUUGCUCUGAUCGGAGUCGAAGGAAUUUCGUCUUUCCCCAAACACUGUCUUGAGCUCUGUAUCGGUUUCUUCUUCUUGGCUAUUGCGAUUAAUGCAAUUAGGGAGUUGUUGCAGAGGUUUGAGACUAAGUAUGGGGCAUAUAGAGUAGUACCUAGUCCCAUGUGUAUGGCGAUUCCGUUCUUCCUUGGUGGGUAUUUUGCCAUUGAUAUGUGUUUGGGAAGCUUGAUUGUUUUUGUUUGGAGAAGGUUGAACAAGAGGAAGGCUGAGAAUUUUGCUCCGUCGGUUGCGGCGGGAUUGAUCUGCGGUGAGUCAUUGUGGGGUUUGCCGGCGGCUAUUUUGGCUUUGGCUGGGAUUAAACCACCCAUUUGUAUGAAGUUUUUAUCAGCUUCGGUUAAUUCUAAGGUUGAUGCCUUCUUAGGUUAGGUUAGUUGGGUUUAAGAAGGGUUUAUCAUUUAACUAAAAUACCUAUUGUUUUGUUGAGCAACAUAUUUUGGAUAAUUCUUUUUUUCUAAUAAAUGAAGAAAGGUUGACUUGUGUUUUCUUUAUUUCAAAA